AUGAGCUGCCCGUCUAAUAGCGAUCGGUCCUUUGGGCCUCAGGUCGAUCCUCGAUGUAGAACAUUCGACUUUACUCUGCUGUUCGAAGACAUCUUCUUUGUUGGCCUGCCGGCAAUUUUGUUCCUCGUCCUAACACCGGCUCAGAUAUGGGGUUUGUUCACGAAACGCGCUGCGUAUACCGUGAGAUCCAGGACCUUGCGGCGAUGGAAAUCGAUAGUAUAUGCCGCUAUCCUCAUCGUACAAAUUAUAUAUCUUGUGUUCCGAUCUCAGCAUGUUGCGUUACGGACCAAGCUAUCGCUUCCUGCAGACAUCCUGAGCUCUGUGGCGACGGUCUCAGCAUUUUUGCUGUCUAGGGCAACUCAUGAGAGAUCGCUUCGUCCGUCAACUGUGCUUGAUUUGUAUUUGUUUCUUCAAAGCCUCUUGAAUAUUGCACGCACCAGGACUUUGUGGCUACAAGCGGCUGGGAGCCCUGUCCCAGCUCUGAUGACCGUGAACCUUUCAUUGACUCUUUUCGCUCUCAUGUUAGAAUCUAUCGAAGAAAAGAAGCCCCUCUUCCAAGGCUCACCAGAGGAGUUUAGCGGACUCUGGGCAAGAAUCAGCUUUUCAUGGCUGACUUCCUUGCUCAGAACAGGCCAUGCCAAGAUCAUUUCACAGAGUGACUUACCCAACCUUGAUACUAGACUUCAAAGCAGGGUACUGCGUCGCCAAUUGAUAACAACCUGGUCGAAAUAUGAUCCAAAGGCCAAACACAGCCUACUUAAAGCUUGCUUUCGCAGCCAUCUCUCAACCUUCCCUUCUGCCAUGAUCCCAAGACUAUGCAUGACGGCAUUUACUUUUUCUCAGCCCUUUCUCAUUAAAACUACGAUAGAAUUCGUUGGAAGUGAGAAUCCCAACAGUUACCACGGAAAGGGAUUGAUUGGUGCAUGGGUACUUGUAUAUCUGGGAAUUGCUAUAUCGCGGUCUCUAUACUACUACGAGGCUUCCAGAUUUGUCGCCAAGCUGAGGGGAGGUUUGAUUGCCCUCGUGUAUCAACGGUCUCUGGACAUUCGUGCCACUGAGGGAGGAGAUAUAUCCGCCGUCGCACUCAUGGGCACCGACAUUGAACGUAUAGCAGCCGUGAUGGAAAUGUUUCACGAAACAUGGGCCUGCUUUAUCGAGAUGAUAAUUGCAUGCUGGCUGCUAGAGAGACAACUCUAUCUAGCCUGCCUUGCUCCCAUUGCUCUUGUACUAGUCUUCAUCUUCAUUAUCUCGCAAAUAUCAGUAGCUACUCGGAGGGCACAAGUUGCAUGGAUCGAAAAAGUGCAAGACAGGCUUCGCGCUACCACAGCCUUACUCGGAGAUAUCAAGGCCAUCAAAAUGCUUGCAUUACCGCAGGUGGUGUCAACUCUCUUGACCGGCUUCCGAACAAGAGAAAUAAAGACAUCAAAAACGUUUAGAGAGCUUCUAAUUGCCACCCUAAUGCUUUCUCUCGCACCAACCAACCUUGCUCCAGCUGCCACAUUCACCAUAUACGUCCUUAUAUCCGUCUUCUGGCUUCACGAAUCAUUUUUCACAGCCCAGGCUUUUACUUCUAUUGCUCUUAUCGGCUUAUUGACAGACCCAGUCAUAGCAUUCAUCCAGAUCAUGCCUCCUAUUCUGGGAGUUGUAGGCAGCUUCGACCGAAUCCAAGAAUACUGCAACUAUACAGAUGUGAGUCUCAAAGAUGAGAACUACUACGAGCCCGGUCAUACAGAUUAUCAUGAUGAAUCCGAAACUCAUCUCUUGGCGCCAGACGGGCCCGCUGAGCCAUUGGACGCUCCUCACGACGAUGCAAUCUCAUUGCAUAGCCAGGGAUUCAAAUGGAGCGAGAACGGACCAGUAGUACUCAAGGAUAUCCAAGUUGACAUAGGUAGAGAAGCCAUAACUGCAAUAACUGGCCCGGUGGGAAGCGGCAAGUCGUCUUUCUUGAGUAGCAUCUUGGGCGAAAUGAUCGACCUGUCCCCGGAGAAUCGACAGAGAGCAAUGCAACCGUACUGUAAGCAUAUUGCGUACUGUUCCCAGCAACCGUGGCUCGAACACAAAACUAUUCGUCGGAAUAUUCUCAGCUCUUCGUCUUAUGAAAAGAAAUGGUAUGAUGAAGUUGUCUCUGCCUGCGGCCUUGGUGCAGAUUUAAAGCAGCUACAAAGAGGAGAUCAAACGGAGAUCAGUAGUAGAGGUCUCAAUCUCAGCGGCGGACAAAAGCAACGCAUAGCUCUCGCUCGAGCCAUCUAUUCAAGAAAACGGAUCAUCCUACUCGACGAUAUAUUUAGCGGCAUGGAUGCUCAUACAAUCGACAUGAUCUCUGCCCGUCUGCUUGGCAAGGGGGGAAUUCUUCGCAGGCAGCAAACCACUGUCGUCUUGACCACGCACCACCACAAGAUAAUGGCAAUUGCAGAUGUCAUUAUUGUCCUUGAGGACGGUAGAAUUACAGCAAAAGAUACGCCUGCGGCUUUGCUACAGAAAAAUGGCUAUAUCAAUAAGCUGGGAUUGCAGCUAGACUCUGACAAUGAAGAGGUUGAUGAAUCUGCCACCAGAUCUGCAACUGCGCCCACAACGGAAGAAGUUUUCGAGAUAGCAGCAGACAUUGCUGUUGAGAUGUCGGAAGAAAUAGAUGGCAAGCAUACCGAUAUUCGACGCAAAAAAGGCGAGCUGUCUGUUUAUGGUUAUUAUCUUGCUAGCUCUGGCUGGGGUGCUGUCAUUCUAUACAGCAUUACUGUCUCGGGUUGGAUUCUGUGCAUUGAAUUUUCAAUUCUAGCGGUCUGGAUGAAAUGGUGGUCUGAUGCCAAUAACGAGGAGCCCAACAAGGAUGUUUGGAUGUAUUUGGGUAUCUACGCCCUCUUUGCCGUAGUUGGCACAUUGAGCGGUUUCAUAUGCGCCUGGGCUGCUUUCAUUAGCAUCAUCUCACGCUCGGCCGCACAGCUACAUUCAAAUCUACUACAAACGACCCUCAGGGCACCAUUCUAUUCUCGGUCGACCAGUAACCUUGGCGAACUGCUUAAUAGAUUUAGCAGAGACCUGGAACUCGUAGAUAUGGAACUACCCAGUAACAUGGUUAACUAUAGCUCUACCCUGGUUCAAUGCAUAGCCAAAGUCGUCAUUAUUUCUGUAUUUACCCGAUACCUGGGAGUAACAAUCCCCUUCUUCGCCAUCAUUGUCUAUUUUCUUCAGAGCUUCUAUCUUCAUACUUCGCGGCAGGUUCGACUACUUGCUAUAGAAGCUCAUGCGCCACUGUUUACUCAUUUUAGCGAAUCGAUUGCAGGGGCAACGACCAUUCGUGCCUUUGGAUGGCAAUCGUACCACCAAGAGCGCAACUAUCGCCUCAUUGACGCAUCACAGAAACCGGUGUAUAUACAGAGCUGCAUCAAGCACUGGCUUGGUUUCGUACUUGAGAUGUUGACUACUGUGUUGGUUGCCUUGCUUGUCGCUACGGUCAUUGUUUGGCGAGAUAGCUUUAGCACUGGCAGCAUCGGUGUCAGUCUGGUAACGGUUAUCGGAUUCAACGGAGUGCUGGGGCGGCUCGUAAAACAAUGGACAGUCUUGGAACCCAGCAUUGGCGCAGUAUCUCGAAUUAAACGCUUCACGGAGGAAACGGAGAAGGAAGAGCAGAACGAGAAGGCAGCUUACGUGCCUGCGACUUGGCCACAGGCUGGCGCCAUCGAGUUCGCUGGCUGGACUGCAUCUUACGGCCUCACAACAAAUUAUAAGCCAGUGCUCAAUGGUAUAACACUAUCAAUCAAAGCUGGAGACCACGUUGCCAUCUGUGGCCGAACAGGCAGCGGCAAGACUUCUCUAAUUCUCUCUCUCUUGAAGAUGGUUGAGAUUGUUGAAGGCAGCAUCUCGAUAGACGGUGUAGACAUAUCGACUCUCUCCAAUGCGGAAGUACGCUCACGCAUAAACGUCGUGUCGCAAGAUCCUUUCAUUUUGCCAGGCUCGAUACGCUUCAAUGUCGAUCCCCUGAACCAUGCUUCUGAUGAGGAUAUUACACAAGCACUUCGUCGUGUACGCCUAUGGAGUAUUGUCGAGGAGCAAGGGGGGAUAGACAAAGAGAUUGACUUGACUUCUUGGUCGGCUGGCCAGAAGCAGUUGUUGUGUUUUGCUCGAGCCAUGGUGAAGAGAAGCAAGAUUCUCAUUCUAGAUGAGGCAAUGAGCAGUGUCGAUCAUGAAGCAGAAGCAAUCAUGCAAGAGAUUAUUGACACGGACUUUAAAGAGUGCACAGUACUCGCCGUCAUGCAUCGCCUAGAGCACAUUCGCCGUUAUGACAAAGUUGCUCUUUUUGGAAAUGGAAGGCUUUUGGAAUACGACGAUCCUGAAACGCUACUGGCUGGGGAUACCAAGCUUGCAAAACUCUACUCAUCUUAUCGGAGUUAG
This is a messenger RNA of Trichoderma gamsii, 4386 nucleotides long. Its product is annotated as ABC transporter. Gene Ontology annotation, molecular function: ABC-type transporter activity; ATP hydrolysis activity; ATP binding. Gene Ontology annotation, biological process: transmembrane transport. The transcript is spliced from 15 exons. The coding region runs from base 1 to 4386 and encodes 1461 amino acids. Lineage: Eukaryota; Fungi; Ascomycota; Sordariomycetes; Hypocreales; Hypocreaceae. Gene Ontology annotation, cellular component: membrane. The record is from RefSeq and is a predicted model, not a curated record.